UGGGAGAUCGUCGAUAGAAGGCUGCGGUGAACAAGCUGUUCCGGUACUUAACCAUGUUGCCUCCUUGACCUUCACACAUCUGACCUGACGGGCCGAUUACAGCACUGAGCAGACACUUGAACUUUACACAAGUCAACGAGACCUCUCGCGUCGAGUGUCUGGUAGCAAUGGCGUCUUCGCGGCUCAAGUUAAUACAGUCUGGAUCAAUCAUCCAGCGAGUCUGCGGCCACUCGUCAACAUCAUCAUGGCUUCGCACAAUCAAUUUUCAUACACGCAGGAGAGAACUGACAUCAGCGACAUUACUUUCUGUUCGCUACCGACCGCAAGCUAUGCAGCUUAUCAACUUAAACCAGGCCAAACUUCUUCGAUCAAGUACACCAGCAUUUUCUAAUCUCAUGGUCAAAUGCUCAAGCAUAACAACCACUACAACUUCGAUCCAGCUUGCACCAACCCUCCCAGUAUAUAGCCCGCCCACAACAGGCCUCAUCUCCUACCUCCCCAGAAAGGCCGUUCCAUACGCCGAACUCAUGCGCCUCGACAAACCCACAGGAACGUACUACCUCUUCUUCCCAUGUCUCUUCAGCACGCUCCUCGCCGCCACAAUGGCUGUCCCUAUAGCCGCCCCCACCACAGUUAUCAGCACUACCGCCCUCUUUCUGACUGGUGCCCUUGUAAUGCGUGGCGCAGGCUGCACCAUCAACGACCUCUGGGACCGCAACCUUGACCCACACGUUGCCAGGACUCGACUGCGUCCCAUUGCCAGACGAGCCGUCACACCACAGCAAGCCAUUGUGUUUCUCGGCGGGCAGUUGACGACAGGCCUAGGCGUGUUGUUGAGUCUACCGUGGGAAUGUUUCUGGUAUGCCACGCCAUCCUUACUACUCGUCACCCUAUAUCCACUUGCGAAACGAGUAACAUAUUAUCCGCAAUUCGUGCUCGGCCUCACGUUCUCCUGGGGCGCUAUACUCGGGUUCCCAGCCCUUGGUAUCAACCUUCUGGAAAACCACGUGGCGCUUACGGCAGCGGCUUGUCUGUACGGGAGCAACGUCGCUUGGACAGUGCUUUACGAUAUGAUCUACGCGCAUAUGGACAUCAAGGAUGAUAUCAAGGCAGGUAUCAAAUCCAUCGCAUUGAAACAUGACAAGGAGACAAAAAUGGUAUUGUCUGGUUUGGCGGUUGUGCAGCUCGGGCUUCUGUCUGCUACGGGAGUCGUGGCAGGCCUCGGACCGGUGUUCUUUGCGGGGUCUUGUGGAGGGGCGGCAGUCACGCUUGGGACGAUGAUAUGGCGGGUCAAGCUUAAGGAUGUUAAGAACUGCUGGUGGUGGUUUGUGAAUGGCGCGUGGUUCACUGGGGGUGCGAUUGCGGUGGGUUUGGCAGGCGAGUAUAUCAUACAUCUGUUGGGAUGGUAUGGAGAAGGGCAUGAUGAGAUGAACAAGUUGGACAUUGUCUAACUAGCCGCGUAGCCUGGUGGCCAACCCUAGGAGGCACCCGGAUGUGAUGAGAUAAAAUUAAGGGCUGUAAGCUAAGUCCUUGUAGUGGAAUUCGAUGUGUUUUGCACAGAUACUUGGAACUAUAGCUAUUCUUUGUCACCUCGGGUCAAGGUACAAUUCU
This is a messenger RNA of Dothidotthia symphoricarpi CBS 119687, 1611 nucleotides long. RefSeq names its product para-hydroxybenzoate-polyprenyltransferase Coq2. Gene Ontology annotation, biological process: ubiquinone biosynthetic process. NCBI's taxonomy places the organism in Eukaryota, Fungi, Ascomycota, Dothideomycetes, Pleosporales, Dothidotthiaceae. The transcript has 2 exons. Gene Ontology annotation, molecular function: 4-hydroxybenzoate polyprenyltransferase activity. The record is from RefSeq and is a predicted model, not a curated record. Gene Ontology annotation, cellular component: mitochondrial inner membrane. The coding region runs from base 396 to 1451 and encodes 351 amino acids.